Ectocarpus siliculosus is the source of this 3612-nucleotide messenger RNA. The record is from the annotation of a GenBank genome assembly. Lineage: Eukaryota; Phaeophyceae; Ectocarpales; Ectocarpaceae.
AUGACAGGUCUCCUGCGUCGGCCGCAUGACUUUCGCUUGUUGAGAUAUGCUUCUGUUAGUACAAAAGCUCACCUCCUGUGUGGUACUUCUCAUCAACCCUUACCGCAGCAGGUGGUCGAGGUUAACGAGGACGAGACGAGCGUGUGUGUUCGGGACGCUGAAAGACCAAACAAAUCGAUCGAGUGUGCAUUCGACAAAGUUUUUGGCUGUAGCUCAUCCCAGGACGACAUCUUCCGCGGGCUCGUGCCUGCAUUGGACACAGUCGUUAAGGGUUUCAACGCCUGUGUUCUUGCGUACGGCCAGACAGGAUCCGGAAAGACCCACACACUAAUAGGACCUGGCGGCGGCACACGACUCGCGGACGAUCAGACGGAAUGGGGCAUCAUUCCCCGAGCAGUACAGUUCCUGUUCGACCGCCUCAACCUCGAAUCGGAAGAGGAUGAGACCUUCUCUUACUCGGUGACGUGCUCUUUCCUGCAGAUCUACAACGAAAACUUAGUCGACCUCCUCCUUCAUAGCGGAGGAGCAGCGGGAGCCGCGCCCCUCCAAAUCAGGGAAGAGGCCGGAGGAGGGGACCGAGGGGGAAGAGGCGGAGGGGGGGGGCACAGGAAUAGUGUUUCUAGUGGUGGACGACGUCCAUGGAGUAAUGAGAGUAGUCGUGGUGGAGAAGAUGAGACUGGUGGUAUGAAUGGGGAAGACGUGCUUUUUGGCGCCGGCUACGGUAAAAAAAAUCGCGCAAGUCCUGUUCCGAAGGGAGGAAAAGCGAACGUGUUCGUCAACGGGCUUUCGUCGUUUCGAGUUGGAGGAGCGCAGGACGUGCUACACUACGUGAACCUUGGCGCUGCCAACAGGCGAGUGCGCGCCACGCAGCACAACGAGGCGAGCAGCAGAAGCCACGCGGUGAUGCAGCUUACAGUGGAAGUGAAGAGUGGGGGGCGGGGCGGCGAAGAGGGCGGUGGUGGUGCCAGCGACCACAUAACGUACCGGCAGGCCAAGCUCAGCUUGGUCGAUCUCGCGGGGUCUGAAAAGAUGGACUCAGCACUGAGCAUCUCGAAGGGACACUUCAAGGAGCUACGCAGCAUCAACCAGAGCCUGUCCACGCUAGGAAACGUCGUGUCCGCACUAUCGGAGAAGGGGAGGACCCACGUGCCGUACAGGGACUCCAAGCUCACGAGACUCUUGCAGGACUCUCUGGGCGGGAACACGAGGACCACAAUAAUCGCGUGCAUUAACCCUCUCGCUGGGCAGACCCACGAAACGAUAAACACUCUUCAGUUCGCCGACCGCGCCAAGAAGGUGAUGGUGCGUCUACGGGCGAACGAGGUCGUUGACGACAGGGUGCUGCUGGCCCGAGCCCGAGCCGAGAUCAAGCGCCUGAAGAAGCGACUCCGCGAAGCCCUCGAAGGGACACUACUUGGUACGGCUGCAGAAGACGACAAUAACGAUGGACACUGUCCUAACGAAUCCAGCCGAAGUUGCCACAACCACGACAGAAACGGAACACCCGAGGAAACGAAACCUUGCCCGGAAACUGUUGACGACGUUAGCCCUGGUGGUGCUGGUGAUGGGUCGGCAAGAGGAGUCAAAGAGGAGGGUGAUAAAGGACACUCCAUGACGACAUCGGCGGUGUCCAACAACGCAGCAGCGCGAAGGAGGAGCGCAAGUCCGAGUAAGGCGGCGGCAGCGGUGCCUUCAACGGCGUUACGUCUUCCGAAGUUUCGGAAGAGGCAGUUCGCUGUGGACGGAGGCCGAGGACAAGACUCGGGAGGUGAAGGCGAGCCUGUAGAGGAUGCGCUCACGGCGGAGGAGGUUCGGGUUAUUGUUAGCAACAGCGCGGAGGCCGAAGGGGCGUCGGGCUCACCGGAGCAAAAGGAGGAGGAGGAGGAGGAGGAGCAGGAUGCAGAGGAAGCGAAGCAGCUCGCCAUGUUUCGUCGCGAGAUCCAAGAAGGUGUAGUCAGCGGAAGCUUGGUAAAACGAGGUGGUGGGGGUGGAAUAGGGCGAGGAACAGCAACCGUCCCGGUAAAGAGCGGGGCUGCCGCAGGGGUAGAUGGCGACGGCGACAACGACGGCGACAACGUCAACGGAAACCCUGACGAGCAGGCAGAUAUAGAAGUUUUUAUAGAUCAAUCUCAGAGGCUCGAGGACUUGAUGUUCGAGGCCCAGGGCAGAGAAAGGCGCCGGCUUCGUGGUACGAUUGAACCGAGGGUCGGGCGGUUUCCUCCGACGCCAUCACCCCGCACCAAUGCAAACGGAGGCCAACCAGCGGAUGCAAAGAUGAAAGUUCAGCAACUCCAAGAUCAGCACGAAGAUCGACGAGGACAACAACGACGAUCACCGCCGUGUUACGACGGAGCCCUCGCAGCACCAGACACGUGCAGCUUGAUGGCGACGGUGGCACAACCUGUCCUCCGGGCACUUGUAUCGAAGGAGAAGGGUAUCAGCAUCAACGUCGGGGACGACAAUGGUCCAGUAAGGACCGGCUGGGCAGACCAAUCCAGUAGAACGACAAGGGAAACUCAUUCGAUCACAAACGUCGACCCCACCCCCACCCCCACCCCUGCCACCACCGCAACCACCACGGCGAUGAUGAUGGCGGCCGUGCUAGCAUCCCCUGAAACAACAACAGACGGUUGCGAGAUUAAUGACCCCCACAGACGAGCGAGCAGCACCAACAACAGUGGUAUCAACGACAAUUCUGCGGUGGAGGCGUUUGCCGGGGAAAGGGUGCAACGAGUGGUGCCCGCGAUCAACCCCCCCCUCGAGCGACGGCGGCGGCAGCGGCAGACCGGAACUCGGAAUCAGUCCCCGAUUCCCUCGUCGCCAUCGUCCUUGCACGGUCACCCCUUCCCGUCCCCGAGUGUGCAGCGCCGGCGACCGGCGACCAGCACGGGAGGGCCGCCCACCGGCAGGAACAGAGCAAGGUCGAACUCACGGAGAAUCUACCGCAGAAAAGUAGGAGGUUCCAGGUCCCCUGUGCGAGGAAAGCCGUCGGCGUUUUUAGAGCCGGCAUCUCCUCAGGUGGGACCACACGACGGUGGCGGCGAGGAACAUGGGCCACGGCGGCGCCAGCAAGGGAAGGUGGGAAGUGGCGGUGGUGGUAGCGGCGGUGGUUCCUCGGCAACAAAGGUUGUUGCAGCGACGCAUCCACGUCUCGCACGAUCAUCGCCAGAGCAAAAACAGAGGUCUGGUCAGGAGUUCCUCGGGGCCGAUGCCGACGAUCAGAGGAAGAAGGGCCUUUCGUACAGUGUGGCGGAUCUAGGGCUGCGACUGAAGGUGUAUUCCUUUCGCUACGACCACUACUACGAGUGCCAGGUUGUUGGAUACGACUCAAGGCGGAGGAUGCACAGAUGCGCGUACGACGCGACGGGCGAAAAACAGUGGCAUGACCUCGCGAGCAAGCGCUUCGAGGUUGUCGGUCAGAACGGAGUGAUCGUCCGCAGCACCGAGAGCGCGCCACCAGCACCGGCGAGCUUUGCAACGACUGCAACCAACGCUACACCAUCGCUGCCUCUACCGACGUCUCCAAGCAAUAUUGUGGGUGCCAUAACCAGAGAAAGUGGUGGUGGACACGGCGCACCCGGACGGAAGGACAUGAUUAAGAUGUACCAGUAG